Penaeus vannamei (Pacific white shrimp) is the source of this 693-nucleotide messenger RNA. The record is from RefSeq and is a predicted model, not a curated record. Lineage: Eukaryota; Metazoa; Arthropoda; Malacostraca; Decapoda; Penaeidae.
GCAGAAAAUGGCCUCCAACGCCCUCGCCCCCGUCAUGUUCCAGCUGCAGGAGAGCAUUCGCAACUUCGACCUCAGGAACUUCAUCAACAACGACCUCAGCAACUGGCUCGGCAAGAUGGACUUCAAGACGGUGGGCUUCGUGGCUCUGGCGGCGUUGGUCGUCCUUCUGGUCCUGGACCUGUUCACCAAGGGCCCCACCCCCUUCGGCAGGAGCCUGGUGUCCUCCGCCGCCCACGCCUGGGACAGCACAGGCCAGACGGGGCUCAGUCAGUCCCUCCGCGGCAGCCGUUCUCUCGAGCCCGUGGCAACUGUCCUGGACGCGCUGGCGGAGGCGGUGAAGAAGUGGGAGGCGCAGGAGGAGGGCGUCGUCAGAAACCGAGCCUUAUGAGACGCCAGAGAGUUCCGCUGGAUUCCGUUAUUCGGGUCGUGUUUAUACCUCUAAUGUAAAUAUUACAAAGUGUGGAAAGAAUCUGCAAUUUGUUUACAAGCGUUUGUUUGCGGGCAAGCAAACUAUCUUGUUUUUUGCCAUCUUGGUCAAGCAGUCCUGUCCAUUUCCAUAAUUUAUAUAUUUUCUUUUUAUUACUUGUGUGUUAUUGUUAUUAUUAUUCUCAUUGUUACUUCACUUCCAAUCAUAUACACAAUGUUCUGCAGGAUAUGUGUAUUCACUGUGAAUGAACAAUACCAUAAAUACAA